Molecule: messenger RNA, 2806 nt
Organism: Hippoglossus stenolepis (Pacific halibut)
Lineage: Eukaryota; Metazoa; Chordata; Actinopteri; Pleuronectiformes; Pleuronectidae
Product: neuropeptide Y receptor type 1
Exons: 5
Coding region: 380-1585 (401 amino acids)
Biological process (GO): G protein-coupled receptor signaling pathway
Cellular component (GO): plasma membrane; neuron projection
Molecular function (GO): neuropeptide Y receptor activity; neuropeptide binding
Source: RefSeq, a predicted model, not a curated record
CAUCUAUGUACAGAGCACUGAAUACCAUCAGCAGACUCAGCCAACGUCUGUGGGAGCAGACACAACACCGACAGCACCGGGCAGGGAAAUCUUGAUGCUGAGGUGUUCCACUGGGAUGCUGACAGUGGAGGGAAAAGGGGACAGCAUCUAUAUUUGAAUCACUCCUUUCCUCAGUCACAAUCCCCCAACUCCAGCAACAGAACAUUGAUUACAAUAUAUCACUGGCAGUGUUCCGCCUGUCCUCUGCCUCCAUCAUCCUGUCUGCUUGUACACUGUGUUUGAACAGACCUAAGAGCAGUCUUCUCCAGUUGAACCCUGACCACCGACACACUGUACCCCCCUCACAUCACCCCCUCCCUUCCCUCGCCUCUAUUUUGCCAUGUCCAACGACAGCAGCCUCCCUGGUGUCUGGGAGGCCUCGGAUUGGGCAGACACCUCUCAGUGCCCACCCUCGGUGGGCGGGGCAACUUUUUUGAUUGUGGCUUACAGCGUUGUCAUAGCAAUCGGGUUGCUAGGUAACGCAGGCCUGGUGUUUAUCAUUGCUCGGCAACAGGAGUUGCGCAACGUUACCAAUAUCCUAAUCGCCAACCUGUCAUGCUCCGACAUCCUGAUGUGUGUGGUGUGUCUGCCUGUUACUGUCAUAUACACAUUGAUGGACCGCUGGGUACUAGGAGAGGCCCUGUGUAAGGUGACUCCCUUUGUUCAGUGCAUGUCAGUGACGGUUUCUAUCUUCUCCUUGGUGCUGAUUGCUCUGGAGCGUCACCAGCUGAUACUCCAUCCCACUGGCUGGUCCCCCGCUGCUGGCCACUCCUACCUGGCUGUGGGUCUGACAUGGCUGGUUGCCUGCUUCAUCUCUCUGCCCUUCCUCUCCUUCAACAUCCUCACUAAUGACCCCUUCCAGAACAUCAGCCUGCCUGCCAAUCCCUUCAGGGACCAUCUGAUCUGUAUGGAGCUUUGGCCGUCAGAUAAGCAUCGUCUCGCCUACACGACUUCGCUGCUGCUCUUCCAAUACUGCCUGCCUGUUCUGCUGGUGCUCCUCUGCUACCUCAGGAUCUUCCUACGCCUGAAACGACGCAGGUCACGUAGCUUUACUUUCUCUCAUAGUGUGAGAGCAUCUUUGCAUCAUGCUGUUUUGUGCAGGGACAUGCUGGAGCGCAGUGGGAGGACACGGGGAGCCCAGAGGAUAAACGUUAUGCUCUUAGCCAUCGUCAUAGCCUUCGCUUUGUGCUGGCUGCCUCUGAAUGUCUUCAACACAGUGUUUGACUGGCACCACCAGGCCCUACCCGACUGCCAGCAUGACGCUGUUUUCUCUGCUUGCCACCUAACAGCGAUGGCCUCAACUUGCAUUAACCCCGUGGUGUACGGCUUCCUCAACAGCAACUUCCAGAGGGAGCUGAAGUCAACGCUGCUGCGCUGCCAGUGUGGCAACCAGGCAGCAGAGAGCUACGAGAGCUUUCCUCUCUCCACUGUGGGCAGCGAGGGCUUGACGAAAGCCACCUCCCUCAACAGGAUGGGAUCAGUUUCUUCCCCGAGACCUGAGAUCAGCUCAGCAUUUCCAGUAAAAACAAUACCAGCUAACACCUAAUAAUGAGAACUGUCAAGCUGUGGCUGGGAGGUAAAUGGCUUGAGAUUGGCUGAAACUUGAACAGUGGAUAAUAAUCAUUUCCCAAGCAGCUUUCUGAGAUCUAUAAGCAAGUCAUAUACAACUUCACUUCAUUUCCAUAACUUUCUUGAGAGAGCUGCACAUCUUAUUGACUCAGACUGACUGUUUGUGGACAGGAAAGGACAAAGUCAUUAGCUGAUGUAGCUUUAUAUUCCAGACUAUGAGACAGGGAUAUUGUGAAUGGAUUCAAAGAAAUGGAGCAUGUUGAGAAAGCAGAAGAGUUGUUAGGGUGGGGGGCAAAGUGUUGGGGGCAAACAAACUGAAGCCAGACUCAACAAAAACAACACAACACACAAUAUGCCAAUUCUGUAGCCUUCAUCGAACUGCUGAGCAAUGCUAAGCCUGCCACAAAAAUGUAGCCUCACGUGUCUAACUGACUGUGGCAACUUUCAUGCCGUUGCCAGGGGAAGCAAUAAAAGGUCUGACCUACACCACACUUACAUGUAGUUAGCCAUCUCCGUUUCUCAUGACAAGAGCAGCAGAAGCCCUGGAUGUAAGCUCGUCCUCAAUCACUUGACGGCUGCUGGAUCUGUAAAUCGAGUCGGUCCGGACCGAGCUCCCUUUUUCUCUCUCUCCUUGCAGGGUCCUUCAUGAGCAAAUCAAUUGAGUCCACUCCAAGAAAUGGCUUGUGAGUAGUGAUGUCACAUGACCUAUCUAUCUGUCAUGACCACCCAGCCAGUUUGUAUAUUGCUCACAGUUGGUAGUUUCCAAUUCAAUUUUAUUUAUAUAGCACCAAAUCUCAUCCUUAUCUCAAGGCAUUUUACAUGGACGGUCAACUCCCUCAUUAAUUGCAAGAAACCUCCAGCAGAACCAGACUCAGUGUAGGCGGCCAUCUGCCUCGACUGGUUGGGGUGAGCAGAGAAAAAUGGGGAAGUGGAGAGGUGGGUGAAAAAGGGGGGGGAGAUAAGAGCGAGAGAUAAGGGAGAGGGGGAGGCGAGGGAGACCAGGAACAUUUGUGUAAUCAUCAGGUUUCAGCUCUGACAGACUAGUUGUUACAAUGAAAACAAUAAGGGUCAUAAUUAUGGAUGUCAAGAUGUUAUUAAUGAUAGCAGCAACAAUUCAUAUAAUAAUAGUAAUAAUAAUAAUAAUAAUAGUUGUUAUUGUCUGAAUCCUUCAGCUCUGGAGUCAGAGAUACCAGCAGAG